Symbiodinium natans is the source of this 1221-nucleotide messenger RNA. Lineage: Eukaryota; Dinophyceae; Suessiales; Symbiodiniaceae. The record is from the annotation of a GenBank genome assembly.
AUGAAACGUGGCUACAAGGGCCACUUCUUCCUGUUCGAGCAGGGCACGUCGGAGGAAACGCUGAUCGACAAGAACCCCACAGACGUCAAUCCUGGCACCAUGGCGGCAAUUGGCGUGAUGUUCGACCUCUGGAGCGACCUGCUAGGCGACCGGAACAUCACCCACUUCGAAGGCUGCCGGCCAUCACACGCACGGUUGCUGACUGGCGAUGUGAAAUGCUGCUGCCUGCGUCGGAUAGGUGGUGGCUCACACGCAGAGACAUCCACCGCGACGGCCCGCAAUGCGCUGAGCAGUGUGUCAGCUGGGGAGCCUUGCAUCAAGAUUAUUGCGGGAGGUCGGCACGUUGCCGACUUGAUGUAUGUGGAAUCUGAAGGCGGAAACGCCUACCACCAGGGACAGACCGAGAAGUGUGAGCCUAUGUGCGGCAGCACCGGCAGCAUGCUGAGAAAGAAGCAGGCCAAGUUGGAUGCGACACCGGGGAAAUCAAUCCAGAGCGGCCGCAACAGCGGCAUAACCACCCUGACCCAGCUCAACUCGAUCAUCAUGGGCCAUGCCAAGACGCAGAUCAUUCUGGCCGGGUCACACCUAGGUCUCUUCGAGUUCCUGCACAAGACUCCAGGUCAGACGAAGGCUGCUAUCGAGAAGGCGACUGACCUCAAGCGCGACGAUGGUAGCACACGGCCCAUCGAUGUGCUGCUGCUAGGGACGACUUCCUUGGGACUGACCAUCCUUGACAAGCGGGACAAGACGUAUCGAAAUUGCCAGAUCAUCGAGGACUUAUUCGAGUCCGGUGGCUGGCACACCAUCGCAGAUCUCAUUGACUUCGAGGGAGUGAUCAAGUACAAGGGGGAGUUCCACUUCGUGGAGUCCCUUAGGCAGGAUACAGCCGUGGGCCUCAAGGAGUGGCCCGGCACAGCGGACAAUCUGUAUGCUCGAUUCCCUGACACGCCAGGGUCGCAGAAGAUCUUCUACGACAUGAUGAAUUCCUUUACCAGCAUGUCAAUUCCCUGCUUGUCCAACCACUCCAUGGUCAUCCGGACUGCGAAGAAGAUGCUCGAUGUGGGCGGAGGGGCUGGACACGGAGCUAUCUACUUGGCAAAGAAGUUUGAGAAGCUGAACAUCACCCUCUGGGUGUCCCUGUGCAUGUUUCCACUUCCUCCGCGAUUUCUCCAGGGAGUGUCUAGAAGGUUCGUCGGGGAAAUUCAUGAAGGGCUUCUGUAG